CGGUUACAUUUGUUCACUCCAUCCAGUCCUACCAGCCCGUCACAUGUGUGGUUGUCCGUCCUUUGUGGUUGACGGCUUGUAAAUUUACACAAAUAGUUAAAUAAACGGGAUGUAACUACAUCUGUCAUGUACUAAAAUGAUGGACUGAAUUUGGAGCUGGAACAUCAGGACAUUUUUCAGUAAACAACCUGAGCUGAGGGGUUUGUGUUUAGUAUGACGGGUCCAGUGCAGGAUUCUCACAGACUGUCCGUGAAAACAUGGACAGAAGAGGAGAGCGACAGAGCUGACAGCACACUGAGCAGAGGACAGUCGGUGUGUGAUGACACUUCCUCAGAGCUGCAGAGAAUGGCAGCCAUUGACAGGAGAGAUAUUAAUUCCCAGAAUUCCUUUCGUGGGCGAGGAGCUCUGUCCAGGAUCGUCGGUAUGGUGAUGACUCUGAGAGAAUGGGCUCAGAAGAGUUUGACUGAGGAGAAUGAGCGACCAGAUUCCUUCCUGGAGCGUUUCAGAGCCCCCCCUAACAUGGAUGUUCAGGCGCCACCCAGCAGGUUCAGCCACAGCCACACAGGCUCGGAUACAGAGAAUGAAAUCAGACGCUCCAGACGAACAAGGAGGAAGUGUACUAUUGUUGUCUUGUCCCCAUCUGAUGAUGCGUACUACAACUGGCUGAUGGUGAUUGGUGCUGCGGUUUUCUAUAACUGGACACUACUAGUUGUCAGAGCCUGUUUCGAUGAGCUCCAGAUGAGUAAUGUGCUGGUGUGGUUAGUGCUGGACUACGUCUGUGAUGGAGUCUACAUCCUGGAUAUCGUUGUUCGUCUCCACACAGGUUUCUUGGAUCAAGGCUUGAUGGUGAAAGAUGUGAGGCGUCUCAGAGAAACCUACAUUCGAACGUUACAGUGCCAACUUGACAUCUCCUCCAUCCUUCCAACUGACCUCCUGUACCUGACUGUUGGAACCAGCUACACUCCGCUCCUUCGAUUCAAUCGGCUGCUGCGCCUGCCACGUCUGUUUGAGUUCUUUGAACGUACAGAAACACGAACGGGUUACCCCAACGCAUUCCGCAUCUGUAAGUUGGUUCUCUACAUCUUGGUCAUCAUCCACUGGAAUGCUUGUGUUUACUACAGUUUCUCCAAACUCUUGGGACUCGGCUCUGAUUCAUGGGUUUAUCCUAAUGCAUCCGAUCCUGAGUUUGGCUCCCUGACCCGAAGUUACAUUUACUGUCUGUAUUGGUCAACCCUGACACUGACCACCAUUGGAGAAACACCUCCUCCUGUUAGAGAUGAGGAAUAUCUCUUCUUGAUAUUUGACUUCCUGGUUGGUGUCCUGAUUUUUGCCUCCAUUGUGGGUAAUGUUGGAUCCAUGAUCUCCAACAUGAACGCAACAAGAGCAACUUUUCAAACUCGUGUAGACACACUCAAACACUACAUGCACUUCAGACAUGUCAGUAAGGUGCUGGAGCAGCGUGUCAUUCGCUGGUUUGACUACCUCUGGACCAAUCAGAAAACAAUAGAUGAACAGGAAGUGCUCAGGAGCCUGCCCAACAAACUGAGGGCAGAGAUUGCUAUUAAUGUUCACCUGGACACACUGAAGAAGGUACGUAUUUUCCAGGAUUGUGAGGCAGGUCUGCUUGUAGAAUUGGUGUUGAAACUUCGACCGCAAGUUUUCAGUCCUGGAGACUACAUCUGCCGAAAGGGAGACGUGGGUAAGGAGAUGUACAUAAUUAAAGAAGGCCACCUGGCAGUGGUGGGGGAGGAUGGAGUCACCCAGUUUGCUGUUCUGACUUCAGGAAGCUGCUUUGGCGAAAUCAGCAUCUUGAACAUCAGCGGCAGCAAGAUGGGAAACAGACGUACAGCUAACAUUCGAAGUCUGGGAUACUCUGACCUGUUCUGUCUUUCCAAGCAAGACCUGAUGGAGGCGCUUCAGGAGUUUCCUCACGCCAGGGCCCAGCUGGAGCAGAGGGGGCGGGACAUCCUGCAGAAGGAGGGGCUUCUGGAGGAAGUGAACGUGUCUGCUGGGGAGGAGCUGGAGGAGAAGGUGGAGAGACUGGAAACCAGUCUGGAUCGACUGCAGACAUGUUUGGCCCGUCUGCAGAGUGAAUUUAACUCCUCACAGCUUCGUCUGAAACAGCGGCUCACAGCUCUGGAGCACAGCAUCACCACAGCAGCCACAGGAAGCGGCUUCCUGUCAGACGUCGACGGCAACGAGAGCGUUUCUGGAGACCCUCAUCGUGUGGUAACUGUAUAACUGCAGUCAUGUCCGCAAGUGAUUUAUUGGGACCAAAGUCCAACAUCACAUGACUCAAAGAUAUCAGGAAGCGACUUUUAAGGAACUCCAGGAAACUGUGCUGAAAAGAAAUGGAGAGCAGCUCUGUGUUGCUGUGCCUGAUGCUGGGAGCCAAUGUGGCAUCAGUGUCUGCUGCAGAGCCGGGUAUCAUACAUAGCUUACUGCUGGCCCUCCACCAGCGUCCCUGGCUCCUAGGUGUCUAUGUCUUCGCUGUUGGACUUCCCAUCAUUCUCUUCAUAAGCUUCAUGUGGCCUGAUAAGAGGUUUGGGCCUCCUGAUCAACCGUAUUACUAUAAGAAGUCUGAUGAUGCUCAACCAGAUGAUCCUGAGAUGUCACGUCUGAGUGAAUCGACCAAGAUCACAGGACCGGCUUCAAGACAAGAUGCUCCACCGGCUCACAAGAGGAAACAUAGGAAAACAGCCAAAUGAAAAACUAAAUACAUGAUGACAUUGCCUCAAUAAGUCUAACAAACAGAUUACCUAAAAUCUGAGCAGUCAGGUUUCAGCAUUUUAGAAAAUUGUAUAACGGGUAAUACUAUUAACACACGCUCACAUUACAAUAAAGUGGGAAACAUUUACAGAAAUAAAGGUUUUAAAUGCUGCAGUUAUCCUCAGAAACAGUCUUAAGUGAGAUUAUGAGAUAAUGUUGAGCAUUAUUAAGUCUUUUGUGUAGGAAAUUGAUGCUACCACCUGGUAGCUGUUGAUGUAAGCACUUAAAUCAGUCGUUCAGAGCUAAUAAAAACCUGAAUAUCACACAAAAUGAUUAUUUCAUUUAGAAUUUCAGGGCAUCACAGUGACCUCUGCUUAUACAGUCAAGGUCGAAAUUAUUCAUACCCCCAGUAAAUUAUAGCUUAAUGUUGCUUCUAAAAGUAAAUAAAAGCUGAGAAAUGAUUUUUCCACCAUGAUGCCUCUUGUACAUCAUCUUAUUGUCUUUUGGGGAACACGCGUGUCAUUUCCAAUCAAAAUAUAAACUUGCUGGUUGAAUAAAAGUAACUUUAAGUCAAAAUUUGCUAAGAGUAUGAAUAUUUGGGGCAAGUUUUUGCUAUAUGAUGACAAAAAAAGUCCAAAAACCCAACAAAAACAAGACAAAAUAUUGCACAA
Acanthochromis polyacanthus (spiny chromis) is the source of this 3380-nucleotide messenger RNA. Its product is annotated as cyclic nucleotide-gated cation channel-like. The record is from RefSeq and is a predicted model, not a curated record. The coding region runs from base 214 to 2241 and encodes 675 amino acids. Lineage: Eukaryota; Metazoa; Chordata; Actinopteri; Pomacentridae. Gene Ontology annotation, biological process: monoatomic cation transmembrane transport; potassium ion transport. The transcript is spliced from 16 exons. Gene Ontology annotation, cellular component: plasma membrane; intracellular cyclic nucleotide activated cation channel complex. Gene Ontology annotation, molecular function: voltage-gated potassium channel activity; cGMP binding; protein-containing complex binding.